Malassezia restricta is the source of this 783-nucleotide messenger RNA. Its product is annotated as small subunit ribosomal protein S3Ae. Gene Ontology annotation, molecular function: structural constituent of ribosome. Gene Ontology annotation, biological process: translation. Lineage: Eukaryota; Fungi; Basidiomycota; Malasseziomycetes; Malasseziales; Malasseziaceae. Gene Ontology annotation, cellular component: cytosol; ribosome. The record is from RefSeq and is a predicted model, not a curated record. The transcript has 2 exons. Bases 1 to 783 code for a protein of 260 amino acids.
AUGGCUGUCGGCAAGAACAAGAAGCUCUCGAAGGGUAAGGGCAAUAGGAAGCGCGCUGUCGACCCCUUCACGCGUAAGGAGUGGUACGACAUCAAGGCGCCUGUCUUCUUCGAGAACCGUAAUGUCGGCAAGACGAUUGUGAACCGCUCGCAGGGUCUGAAGAACUCGGCAGACGCUCUUCGUGGCCGUAUCCUUGAGCAGUCGCUGGCUGACCUCAACAAGGAUGACGAGCAGGCCUUCCGCAAGUUUAAGCUGCGUGUGGAUGAGGUGCAGGGCCGCAACUGUCUGACCAACUUUUACGGUAUGGACUUUACGCAGGACAAGGUCCGUUCGCUUGUGCGCAAGUGGCAGUCGCUGAUUGAGGCGCACCAGGACAUCAAGACGACGGAUGGAUACCUGCUCCGUGUGUUUGCCAUUGGUUUCACGCGCCGCCGUGCCAACCAGGUGAAGAAGACGACGUACGCCAAGUCGUCGCAGAUCCGUGCCAUCCGCAAGAAGAUGUUUGAGGUGAUGCAGCGCGAGUCGUCGUCGUGCGACCUGCGCGAGUUUGUGGCCAAGCUCAUUCCCGAGGUCAUGGGCCGCGAGAUUGAGAAGAGCACGCAGGGCAUCUACCCGCUCAAGGACGUGUUUAUCCGCAAGGUCAAGGUGCUCAAGCGCCCCAAGUUUGACACCAACAAGCUCUUUGAACUGCACGGCGGUGCGUCGGUGGUGGGUGCUGAGGACGUCGGCACCAAGAUCAAGAGCGGUGAAUUUAAGGAGCCUGUGCCCCAGGCCUCGGUCUAA